Molecule: messenger RNA, 425 nt
Organism: Trichoplax adhaerens
Lineage: Eukaryota; Metazoa; Placozoa; Uniplacotomia; Trichoplacea; Trichoplacidae
Product: ribosomal protein L44
Exons: 5
Coding region: 40-354 (104 amino acids)
Biological process (GO): translation
Cellular component (GO): cytosolic large ribosomal subunit; ribosome
Molecular function (GO): structural constituent of ribosome
Source: RefSeq, a predicted model, not a curated record
AAACUGGUUCUUUUCGUUCCGUGCCAUUUCACUUUCAACAUGGUUAACGUACCCAAGGUUCGUAGGACUUAUUGUAAAAAAGCCAAAAGGCAUACCGUCCAUAAAGUUACCCAAUAUAAAGCUGGAAAAGCUUCUGUUCAUCCACAAGGGAAACGUCGGUAUGAUCGAAAACAAAGAGGUUAUGGAGGCCAAACGAAGCCUAUCUUUCACAAAAAGGCAAAAACCACGAAAAAGAUUGUUUUACGGUUAGAAUGUACAGAAACUAAGGCGCGUAAGAUGAUGGCAUUGAAACGAUGCAAACAUUUCGAACUUGGUGGUGAUAAGAAGAGAAAGGGACAAAUGAUCCAGUUUUAAUUACCAACUGUACUGUACCUCGUAUGGUUACGUCUUGUAAUAAUCAUUUGUACUUUCAAAAUAAAUAAAAC